AGUUACAACGUAGAACUUCGUACGUACUUACAUCAGUUCGAGUUGCCAUACCACAUUAGCACGGAGAUGAAGUUGUCGAUUCAAAUCCCAUAUUGGUAGAAGUAGUAAGAGUAUAAGUAUUAUGUGAAAGAUAAGGGUUUGAAGAUGCUAUUGAAGAAGUAUAAUCCAGUGGAAUAAAUUUGGAAAGAGAAAAAAGAAAAGGAUAAGAAGAAUUCAGAAGAUUAGAAUUUGGUAGAACACAAAGAGUGCAUGCACCUUCGCCAUUGCAAACGAUUUUGAGCCAUGUCAUUCAAGGUCUCUAACCAUCGGUUGCUAUCAUCUCGUGAAUCCCAAACAGGUAGUCUACACCUACCAACACGGCCCAGUCCACUUGUCAAUAACUUCAUGGAUUUAUGCCAUGUUUUGGUCUGGCCGCCCCUAGCUUUCUUCCAACCUGCUCCUACACCAUAAAGCAUUGCACGUCGGGGCAGUCUGUGGUUGGGCAUACGUAACACAUGUCCCAGCCACCUCAACUGGUGAAGUUUCACUACUUCAUCAAUCGAUUUGCCAUCCUUACCUAGAACCCUUUUCCUAACAUCUGCAUUACUUAUCCGGUGGCCCCAGGAUAUACGAGCAAUGCUUCGAAGACACCUAUGAUCGAACACUAGUAGCCUUCGAGUAUCCUCUACUCUUAUCGGCCAUGUUUCACUGCCAUAAAGUAGGACGGAACAAACUGUUUCACAGUAAACCCGUCCUUUUGUUGCUAGACGGAUAUCUCGCUUACGCCAUAAAUGACGCAAGUUGGCGAAAGCUAGACGAGCCUUCUGUAUCCGUGCUGAGAUUUUGUAACACACCAGACCACAAGGGCAGAUGAGACUCCCAAGAUAAGUGAAGCUGUCAACACGCUCAACUACUUAACCCCCUAUCAUUAGUUCAGGUGUCGCUGCAACCCAAUCCUGAAGUAACAUUUUGUACCCCGAGGGAGAGAAUCGCAUCCCGAACAUGCCUACAUUGUCGCUUAUGAUGGUCAGAAUACUCUGCAUGUUGCCAGCGUGUUCACCGAAUAAAACUAUGUCGUCGGCGUAUUCUAAGUCAACAAGUGAGCCUCCUGGUAAAAGUUCAACUCCAGGAGAUUGAGAUGAUGAAAGUGCUAUCUCUAAAAGUAUGUCAAUGACAAAGUUAAACAAGAAUGGGGAAAGUGGACAGCCCUGACGAACGCCACUUGUGGUAAUCAAUUCUGAUGACAGUUCGCCAUAGGCCCUAACUCGACCAGUUGUGUUCGAGUAGAGAGCCUUUAUGAGGUUAAUGUACUUCUUUGGUACUCCUUUCGGUGACAAACACUGCCAUAGAACCUCACGAUCAACAGAGUCAAACGCCGCCCUAAGGUCAAGAAAUACUACGAUUGUGGGACGUCUAAAUGUGUGUCUUUGUUCUAGGACCUGACGUAGAAUGAAUAUCUGGUCUAUGCAACCGCGUCCAGGUCGAAAACCAGCCUGGUUUUCUCUAGUCUGCUCUUCACAAGUUUUGGUUAGGCGUCCAAGUAUUAUUGAAGCUAAUAUUCUAGACACUAUAUUAGACAAACUGAUCCCUUUGUGAUUGUCACAGGAGGACUUUUGUUCUUUCUUAUAUACUGACACAAUCAGUGAUUGGGACCAUUCAGAUGGAAUUACGUCCAGUUCCCAGAUUCUAUCUAAGACCUCAGUCAAUCUCGUUGUUAGUACUGAACCACCAUCCUUAAAAAUCUCAGGGGUCAACCUGUCAGGGCCUGCUGCUCUCCCUCGCUUUGGAUUUCCUAUAGGUUUUUCAACCUCGUAGAGAGUUGGAGGACUUACCUCGAUUUGCCAUUCAGGACGACUGGGGAUCGUGGGUAAUUGAAGUGUGGCUGAAGGCCAGUUGAACUGAUCCCUAAAGUGUUCUGCCCAUCGAUCCAAUCUCCUGGAUUGAGAAUGAAUGAUAUACUGUGAUGUUUAAAUAAAUCAAUGACUUGUUUGUAUUGAUGACUGUUGUAAUUUUGAAUUCCAAAUACAAUACAUUCGUUUGUGCUCCUCUUGUACUUCUUGAAUAAAUUGCGUUAUUCCUGGGAUUACUAGUUUAUACUACAAUUCAAAUACUUCUAAUUACCACAUUGGCGUCGCGAUUGAGCCUGUGAUGGAACGGUUGGAUAUAAAUUCAGAUUUUAAUGCUUUUGAGGAGUACAUGGAGAGGUUCGAAAUCUGGGCUUUGACCAAGGAAGAUGAUGAAGAUUUUAAUAUUGUGGCACAUUUUCCUACAUUCAUCGGUCAAGAAGCCUACAGUUUACUAAAAACCUUGACAUAUCCAGAUAAGCCGAUUUCACUCCCAUAUACAACUCUCAAGGAAUUACUAUUAAAUCAUGUGAAGUGCACCAGUUUUGAAUGUCGUGAGAGAGCGAAAUUUCAUAAGAUGAUUCGUCAGAAUUACCAGAAGGUUAAAGACUUCAUCCUUGAAUUGCAAAGACAAGCUGCCAAAUGCAAUUUUGGUGAUAAACUUCAUGUACAUCUGAGUGAUCGAUUAAUUGCAGGAAUUAACAUAUCAGGUCUGGAAAAGGAGCUGUUAAAAAUGCCGAACUGUUCUUUUCAAGAUGCUAGAACUGCAUGUAUUAACUACGAACCAGUGAAUGAACUUGAUAUUCAAUCGAUGAAAAUUUCUAAUACUUUGCUUAGUCGUCAUGAUGAAAUACAAUCUCAGGGUCGACCAAAUUUGCGUUCGUUUAAUCGUGAUUUUUAUUCUCGUGAAAAUAUGAAAGAUGAUUCAACAAGGGACUGCCAAGGAAGCAACAGAGGUGAGAGUAAUUUUGGUAAAUUCUUAUCUUGUGGCAAAUUUCAUUCUCGUAAUUCAUGUGCAUUUCGUAAUGCUAAAUGCUUUAACUGUGGUGAAGCUGGACACAUUCAGUCAGUUUGUAAUACCAUGCUUCAUUUUGCUUUAUCUUUAUCUAGAAGUGGUAUAACGUUAUAUAACAGUUCAGAUUUGAAUGAAACCCAGAGUCAUUGCGAGACGAAAAUUCCCAACCAACCAACUGAUCAGAUUUCUCAUGUUAUUGUACCAAAUAUGGUUUGUCAUAAUGAUUCACAUACUUCUGAUGAAAUUUCCUACAACUCUGAGAAUAAAAUGUUGAAUGAGUCGAAUCAUGAUCAAAAACCGGAUUCACUUUUAGUAGAUGCUGAUUUUUCUAAUGAUCCAUUAUUCUCUAAUGAAACUCUUAAUCAAUUUGAGGAAAAUAUUUCAGAGAAAUCGAAUUCUGAUAUCAUAUCAAGUGUCAGUGGUCCUCACAAUCAAUUUAUCUCUAAUGAUAUUCCUAAUGAAUGUGAAAAAUAUGUUCCAAAUGAGUUGAAUUCUAGUCAUAUUUCUGAUGUUAUUGUGCCAGAUGUUGGAUACUCUUACGAACAAUGUAUGUUGAAUAGAAUCCCUAGUCAGGGGUAUGAUGAAUCAGAGGGGAUAGCAAAAUUUACCGAAAUAAUCAGAGAAGCAGUUUGCCCAGAAGUGAAGUUUACACAGGUAGGGAAUCCAAAUCAAGUCCAAGAUUAUCCUAAUGAAUAUGAGGCAGAUGAAUGUUUUCUAUCCGAUUGUUUCGCAGGUAAAUCAAGGCUAGUUGAAUCACAUGUGUUAAUUACAUAUAUCAAUGCAUAUCCAUUUGUGUAUUCUAAUAUGAAUAACAAAAAGAAUAUGUAUCAUAAUUUUUAUUCAAGUCAAAGUCACAUGAUGGAAUACCUCAAAUUAUAUAUCAGUGUUUAUCUCCAAAUACUCACAUACAGUAGUCGAUGCGUGAGAUUUGAGAAGAUACUGCAAGUUGGAAAUGUUAUAUUAGCUAAAACAUUGCGAAGUAAGGACCCAACAUUAUUUCGUGGGGGAGGAUACUGUUGGAAAGUAUAUGAUGCAAAUUCUAAAUAUCAAUGGUUUCACUACACAACCGACAUGCUGAUUGUAUACAAUUCUAGAACCCAGGUGAGUCUGUUCCAAUUUCCGUUGUUAAUUUUAAUACUAAUGAGUGCAUUCUAGAUAAUACAGAGUGUACAUUCAAUACACCAUCGGACAGAUGUAAGAUGAACUUAAGAAGUAAACAAACAAUCGAUGACAGACACUUACACUUCAAUUCGAGCUGUGGCGGGUGUGAUGUUUAAAUAAAUCAAUGACUUGUUUGUAUUGAUGACUGUUGUAAUUUUGAAUUCCAAAUACAAUACAUUCGUUUGUGCUC
Molecule: messenger RNA, 4189 nt
Organism: Schistosoma rodhaini
Lineage: Eukaryota; Metazoa; Platyhelminthes; Trematoda; Strigeidida; Schistosomatidae
Source: the annotation of a GenBank genome assembly